This is a messenger RNA of Lytechinus pictus (painted urchin), 4066 nucleotides long. Its product is annotated as N-acetylneuraminate lyase-like. Gene Ontology annotation, biological process: N-acetylneuraminate catabolic process. NCBI's taxonomy places the organism in Eukaryota, Metazoa, Echinodermata, Echinoidea, Temnopleuroida, Toxopneustidae. The record is from RefSeq and is a predicted model, not a curated record. Bases 575 to 1525 code for a protein of 316 amino acids. Gene Ontology annotation, molecular function: N-acetylneuraminate lyase activity. The transcript has 13 exons.
AACAAGUGAAAGAGAGAUACCGGUAAAGAAUGGUACAAAAUAUUUGAUAAAACAAAAUCAUUUUGACUGUUGUUAUUUUAACGACUAAUCUUGUUAUCUGACAAUAUUAUUCCCUAAGGCUAAGGUUUCAUUAGCAUGUCACUGGUACGGUACGGUGAAAAGACUAUCAAUAUUAUUUUGUAAACAAAGAAUCAGCUGUUCGCAGGUACGACACACUUGUUAUUUCUGAUCGGGAGCCGGGGUACGAGGGUGCGAGGCCUCGGCUUGAGGCCCGGCUGCCUAGCGCGAGCGAGGUACCGGUACGGUACUAGUGGAGCUGAUCCCAUGACCAAGUACCAGAGACUGUCUCGUGACGUGACUUGACAGGCAUCAUCAUUCUCUCUAUCGUUCAUGCAGCGCAGAAGGAGGGAGAGUUUUGAGUUCGGCCAGCGCCAAAACAGUCAAACAGAUCUAAGGUAUUUAUCUGUGCGUGCUGGUAGCAGUAGAAACUAUUGAUGGUCUGAGGGAGAUUGAGUUAAUUACCACACCACAGUUUUCAUUUUGGUACCUGAAAGAAAAGUUUGCCAAAGACAUCAUGUCCUCCAAUGGAAACGGAAGAAUCAGCCAGCUUCGGCUUAAAGGACCGAUAGCAGCUCCUUUCACUCCAUUCAAGCAGGAUGGGGAGAUUAACUUUGAUAUCAUGGAAGAAUAUGCAGAUAAGAUAGCUGCAGGUGGUGUUAAUAAUGUGUUUGUUAAUGGGACUACGGGUGAAGGCAUCUCCAUGACAGUACAGGAGAGAAAGGCAGCAGCUGAAAAAUGGAUAGCUCUAGGAAAGACAAGAUUUCAGACAGUUAUUGUCCAUGUUGGAGCUGCAAACUUGAAGGACACUCGGGAAUUAGGAAGGCAUGCAGAAGAACAUGGGGCCAGUGCCAUAUCAACCCUACCUCCUAUAUUCUUCAAACCCUCUAGUAUAGAGGGUAUGGUGAAUUUCUUGGAGCAGGUAGCUGCUUCUGCUCCUAAAACUCCUUUCUUUUAUUACCACAAUCCAACCAUGGUCGGCAGUGAUGCGUUUACUAUGGAGAGUCUUGUGAAAGAAAUUUUCUCAUCCAACCGAAUACCGACCCUAUGUGGUAUGAAGUAUUCAUCCACAGACCUGUUCCAAUAUGGACGAUGUUACGCUCUCCAUGCCGACUCUUGCCAAUUUAUGUACGGGUGUGACGAGCAACUCUUGCCAGGAAUAUCAGUGGGUGUUGAGGCAUUCAUUGGAAGUACUUACAACUAUCUAGGCAGAGUGGCCAAUAGAUUAUUUACUGCCUUUAAUGAUGGUGAUAUGACCGUUGCAAGAAAAGAACAAUUCCGAAUUCAAGCACUUGUGGCUGUACUUAAGAAAUACGGUGGUCAUGCCGGUGUGAACAAGGCCAUCAUGUCACUGGUAGGACCAGAGAUGGGCCCCGCCCGUUCCCCUCUUCAUAACCCCUCACCAGAGGAACGUGAGCUUAUACGCAAAGAUCUUGAAGCAGAAGGUUUCUUUGACUGGAUCCAGUAAGACCGGUUUCCUAAAACAUUCAAAAGAGCAACUCAAUCUGUUAUGACCAGAGAUGGGCCCCGCCCUUUCCCCGCGUCACAACUACUCCCAGUACAUGUAGGAUCAUGAACCCAUACGACAGAAUCUUGAUGCCGAGGGUUUCUUUGAUUGGAUCCAGUUUGACCAGCUUCCUAAAAUAUUCAGUGAAGAACACAAUCUUAUGGGACCAAUGAUAGGCCCACCUGUUUCUUUGUCAUGACCCCUCCCACAGGGAACGUGAACUAUUAUGAAAUGAUCUUAUUGCAUCCAGUAUAGACCAAGGGUCAUUUCAUAAGCUGUUUGUAAGUUAUGCAAGCUUUACGUGCAACUAGUGGCCUGUUCUUGGGCUAAAAAUACCUCAGAUUCUGAAGAAACAAUUCAAUCUUGUUCUAGAGAGUGGUAAGUGGUAAAUGUUUUUCAAAGCUAAUGAAUGUAGUCAUGGUAUUGCUGUAAAAACAAAUGUAUAUUUAAAGGUUUAUUAUGUUGACUAACCAUAAAACUCAGGGGUUACAGUGUUGCUAAACAGUUAGUGAACCCCACCAGAAAAUGCAUUCCUUCUUACCGAGUGUUGAAUGUACAGAUAACAACACUUCAAUGUUCAGCAAGUCUAGAAGAGCAAACUUUAUUGAAUGUUACAUGUAUAUUUUAUCACCUGACUUCACAAUUAAAUAUCUAACAGAUGGCAGAACUUGAACACUUUGAAUAUGUUAACUUUCUGUUGGGGUUCACUAACUUUAUAAGCACCACAGUAAAUGUAAUCAUAACAAGUUUUAGGAAUAGAAAUAAUUAUCCUUAUGAUAAUAGAUGAAAUAUUAAUAAUAAUGCAACCCAUCAAGCACCCAUUGUGUUCUUAAUGAUAGUUGCUGGUUGGCCCAUGAUCAAUUGGGCAAAAUUAUUUUUUUUGGAAUAUUUCUAUUCUCAGGUUUCUAUUUUGAACAAAAUAUGAAUUUUAUUUUCAUGUUCAAUAUACAGGAGAUGAAAUCAAGAUAUUGGAUUUAAUUUAUUUUCUUUCAUUUGUGAAGAUUAAAGUAAGAAAAAUACAAAAUUAAAAUUACAGGAACACUAAUUAAUGCUCAAAAGCAUGAAAAUUUAUGUUCGCAACGAGAUCUGGGCCCCGUAUUACAAAGAGUUACGAUUGAUUGGAUCAAUCGUAACUCUAAGGAAAUCCAUCAGUGCCAUAAUUUUUUAGAGGAGAUUGGCACAAUGUCCUUUGUAAACAAAGAGAAGCUCAGUGAAUUUUUAAGAAAACAAUGAAUUCAUGAAUAUGCAUCAUAGCUAGGAAAUAUUUUGAACAAACAUGCAUAAUACAUGUUGAUGUUGCUGGCCGUCCAUAGUUGCGAUUGAUCGGAUCAAUCGUAACUCUAUGGAAAUCGAUCAGUGUCAUAAUUUUUUCUAGAGGAAAUUUGCACAAUGUCCUUUGUAAACAAAGAGAAGCACAGUGAGUUUUCAAGAAAACAAUGAAUGCAUGAAUAUACAUCAUACAUGUAGCUAGGAAAUAUUUUGAACAAACGUGCAUAAUGGAUGUUGACGUUGCUGGCCGUCCAUAGUUGUGAUUGAUUGGAUCAAUUGUAACUCUUUGUAAGACAGGGCCCAGAAUCAGAGCAGAAGACUUAGGUGUACACUGAAAGAAAUUAAAAGCUCAAGAGUAUGGUAUGGGAUCACUUUACUUGACAUUAAGAGGGAAUGAACUAAUUCUUAACUAGAAUUGUAUAAAAUUUGCAAGGUUGUCUAAAAAUAUUGAUUUAGGAUACAUGCCUUUAAGGCAUAUAAUGUAAUGUUUAUUAUAAUAUGAUUGACUGAAAAACGUCAGUUUAAUUUCUCUUAGCCUCAAGUUAUAGAAUUAAUAGAAUCGCUCUAUUUCUAUAAGAAUAGAGAAGUAUCAUUUUUUAUUUUUUUGAGCUAAAGGCACAAUAUGAGGUUGAAUUGGAAGUGUUCAUUUUUACUCAGUCUGCAUUUUUAUGGAUCAUUUGUAUUGUAUAUCAAUUUUGAAUGAAGAGCUAUUUCGUAUUACUGAGCGAAAAAUAUUUACUGCUACAAAGCCUACAAGUAUGUAGUCCUCACUUGCCCUGUUUACUGUUUUAUGUACAUGUAUAUAACCUUAAUCCAUGCUACAUGUACAUGUAUGACCAAUAUUUAGACAUUUUUAAAGGACAAGUCCGCCCCAACAUGAAGUUUAUUUGAAUAAAAAGAGGAAAAUCCAACAAGCAUAACACUGAAAAUUUCAUCAAAAUCGGAUGUAAAAUAAGAAAGUCAUGACAUUUUAAAGUUUUGUUUAAUUUCUCAAAACAGUUAUAUGCACAUCGUCAUCCUGGUCAGUAUGCAAAUGAGGGGACUGAUGACGUCACUUAUUAUUUCCUUUGUAUUUUAUUAUAUGAAAUAUUCUUAUUUUCUCCUCAUUGUCAUAUGAAACAAAGUCUUAUUGCUCCCUGAACAUUUGGAAUUUCCAUUAUUUUAACAUUUUAUGAUUCAGUCAAGUUGGUUCUAAUGGUCAUAUUUGUAAAAAAAUGAAAUAUUGUAUAAUUC